AUGACAGAAUUGACACAAAUGACCAAUCAAUUUAGGAAAUAAUUCAAAGAUGUCUAUAUACAAUUAUAGAACUAUUUUGAAUAGGUUUUUAAAAAAAUGGAUCAAGAAAUUAAAAUAUUAGAAAAUAUGACUCACCAACUUUAAAACAAAGAGUAUUUGGCUUUGAAGUCAUAAAUACAUAUAAUAAAAUAGUUUUACUCGAAGGAAAAAGAAAUAUGCAAAUGUAUCUUUUUCAUAUAUAUUAAUAAUAGAAUAACAAAUAAUAGAAUUGAAUAAUAUUCUUGAUACAUUAAAAAAGAUGUUACCAGACCAAACUAAUGUGGAAGAAUAAAGAGAUUCUAGUUGUCAAUAGGAUACUAAAGUGGAAUAAAUUAAUUAGUAUGCUGAAGAUAAAAACAACAAAGUCAAUUUUUAAGAGGCUGAAAAAUUAUUAAAUGAAGGUAUUAUCAAUUUAAUUUCUUCAUAGGUGUGGCUUUAAGAAAAUUAAAUAAGUAUUAGGAAGCAAUUGAAUGUUACGACAAAACAAUUUCUAUUAAUCCUAAAUAUUAUAAAGCAUGGAAUAAUAAGGGUAAGUAAUGUGACAUAUUAUUAUUGUUUAGGCAUGGCAUUAGAUAGUCUUAAUAAGUAUUAAGAAGCAAUUGAAUGUUACGACAAAGCAAUUUCUAUUAAUCCUAAAUU
Paramecium octaurelia is the source of this 678-nucleotide messenger RNA. The record is from the annotation of a GenBank genome assembly. NCBI's taxonomy places the organism in Eukaryota, Ciliophora, Oligohymenophorea, Peniculida, Parameciidae.